This is a messenger RNA of Hemicordylus capensis (graceful crag lizard), 10490 nucleotides long. RefSeq names its product teneurin transmembrane protein 4 (gene TENM4). NCBI's taxonomy places the organism in Eukaryota, Metazoa, Chordata, Lepidosauria, Squamata, Cordylidae. The transcript is spliced from 38 exons. The coding region runs from base 1016 to 9535 and encodes 2839 amino acids. Gene Ontology annotation, molecular function: cell adhesion molecule binding; protein homodimerization activity; protein heterodimerization activity. The record is from RefSeq and is a predicted model, not a curated record. Gene Ontology annotation, biological process: neuron development; heterophilic cell-cell adhesion; signal transduction. Gene Ontology annotation, cellular component: membrane; neuron projection.
UUGGCGCUCUAGCUGAGGAGGAGAAGAAAGCAGCAUGUUAAAAAGCUGCUGCUUCCAAGGUGUGAGGAGAAACUUGAGAAUAGAAGGACAAGAUCCUUGUUUUUGUGGUAGGAGAGAUUGAGUUUCCUCUGGGAAAUUCACUGCUGUAGAUGAACUUGCAUUUAUUCGGGUUUUGGAUUGUGAGCUGCUCUGAAGAACAUGGUUGAAAGAACAGCCUUGGUCUCUGAUCUCGGAAAGCGAAGGGAGUCAGAUGUGUAGAAGACUGGGCUGGACAGUAGAAUAAUGUGAUUCGAAGCGCCUUCCUGUCUUAGAGGCAACAGUGGGAGGGAGAAGAGGUUGCUGUACCCACUCAGUGCUUGUAGCCAUAGACUGCAAGGUCUCUACUACAUGCUCUCCAUCCAACCUGACCACUCUAACUUCUUAUUAAACCUGGCGGAAUUAAACCUGAAAGAUACUGGAUGGAAGAUCUACUCCAACUAGUAGCAUCUUCCACAGGAUCCACUGUUCGCCAUCUUGGGGCUGAAUCUAAUUCUCUGGAAGGAUUUUGCCUAAACCUGUCUCUCAAGUUUGCCGACACAAUCGCUGCCGUUCGUGGGGGUGUGGUGCUUCCUAAAGACCCUGAAGACAGAGCACCUAUGGAUCGGGUGCGAGAGAAAGGCGCCUCCUGCCACGAGAAGGUGAACUUUACAUUUGAGUACGUGAUCAGCAGGACAGAAGCAGCCGGCCCCGCCGGGCUUCAUAGAGCAACUUCAAUACAGAAUGGUUUUCUGUGCUGCCCUUAAAAGAAGAAGGUCAGAUGACACCAGGAAGGGACCGACAGAGCCUCAGGACACUGCUGUUUCUGAGCCCGCUGUAAUGGAGCCAGGUAAACUGCAAUUAGCACACGUCCAGGUUAAGACUGCAUACUUCAAGGACCAUUUGAUGGAUUAUUCCUAGAUCUUUCCAACAGAACAUUCUGAUCUGAUUGCCGCACAGACACAGUUUCUUUGAUGUUGAAGACUCAGCCACGAGGGCCAUGGAUGUGAAAGAAAGGAAGCCUUACCGAUCUUUGACCAGGCGCCGUGAUGCGGAGCGCCGCUACACCAGUUCCUCGGCAGAGAGUGAAGAGAACAAAAUACCCCAGAAGUCCUACAGCUCCAGUGAGACUCUGAAGGCUUAUGAUCAGGACUCUAGGCUGACUUACGGCAACCGGGUUAAAGAAAUGGUGCACCAAGAGGCGGAUGAAUACUGCCGAACAGGAGCCAACUUUUCUUUGCGAGAGCUAGGCCUUGAAGACGUCUCGCCUCCGCACGGGACUUUAUACAGGACAGAUAUAGGGCUGCCCCACUGUGGCUACUCCAUCAGCGCAGGCUCAGAUGCUGACACUGAAGCUGACGCAGUCAUGUCACCAGAGCACCCAGUCAGACUCUGGGGACGGAGCACCAAGUCCGGCCGCAGCUCCUGCUUGUCGAGCCGAGCUAACUCCAACCUCACCCUCACCGAUACGGAACACGAAAACACCGAAACUGGUCCUCCUUUGCAUUGCUCAUCUGCUUCAUCAACCCCUAUUGAACAAUCCCCCUCCCCUCCCCCUUCCCCACCAGCCAAUGAGAGCCAGAGAAGGUUGCUAGGCAAUGGUGUGGCCCAGCCAACCCAGGACUCUGACUCUGAGGAAGAGUUUGUCCCCAAUUCAUUCUUAGUUAAAAGUGGCUCUGGGAAUCUCUCCCUCCCUUCUAAUGAUCAUCCACCGAAUCUACAAAAUCACGCCAGACUCCGAACUCCCCCGCCUCCACUCUCACAUGCCCACACGCCAAACCAACACCACGCAGCCUCCAUCAACUCCCUAAAUCGAGGGAAUUUCACCCCGCGCAGCAAUCCCAGCCCCGCUCCUACAGACCACUCCCUUUCUGGAGAGCAGCCGGCUGGCACGCAAGAAUCCGCACAUGCUCAGGACAACUGGUUACUUAAUAGUAACAUCCCCCUUGAGACAAGAAACAUAGCAAAGCAGACAUUCCUAGAGACAUUGCAGGACAACCUCAUUGAGAUGGAUAUUCUCACCUCCUCCCGACAUGACGGUGCUUACAAUGAUGGGCACUUCCUGUUCAAACCAGGAGGCACCUCUCCCCUCUUUUGCACGACGUCGCCAGGAUACCCCUUGACGUCCAGCACUGUCUACUCGCCUCCCCCUCGGCCCCUUCCCAGAAGUACAUUUUCUAGGCCGGCCUUUAACCUGAAGAAGCCCUAUAAAUACUGUACCUGGAAAUGUGCCGCCCUCAGUGCCAUUAUCAUCUCCGUCACACUGGUGAUACUCCUGGCGUAUUUUAUCGCCAUGCACCUCUUUGGCCUAAACUGGCACCUGCAGCCGAUGGAAGGGCAGAUGUAUGAGAUCACGGAAGACACAGCCAGCAGUUGGCCAGUGCCAACGGACGUCUCCUUAUAUUCCUCAGGGGGCACAGGGUUAGAGUUACCUGACAGGAAAGGCAAAGGAGCCGGCGAAGCAGGAAAGCCCAGUAGUUUCUUUCCAGAAGACAGUUUUAUAGACACUGGAGAGAUUGACGUUGGCAGGCGAGCCACUCAGAAGAUCCCUCCCGGUAUCUUUUGGAGAUCUCAGGUGUUCAUUGAUCACUCAGUGCAUCUGAAAUUCAAUGUUUCGUUGGGGAAGUCUGCUCUGGUCGGGAUCUAUGGAAGAAAAGGCCUCCCUCCUUCACACACACAGUUUGACUUUGUGGAAUUACUUGAUGGAAGGAGGCUACUUAAUCAGGAGGCCAGGAGCCUAGAAGGCCCUCAGAGACAACAUAAGGGCUUUGUGCCAUUGGCCAGUCACGAGACAGGAUUUAUUCAGUAUUUGGAUUCGGGGAUGUGGCACCUUGCCUUCUACAAUGAUGGGAAAGAGUCCGAGGUUGUCUCGUUUCUCACCACUGCGGUCGAAUCAGUGGAUAACUGUCCCAGCAAUUGCUAUGGAAACGGUGACUGUGUUUCGGGAACCUGCCAUUGCUUCCUUGGCUUCCUGGGUCCUGACUGUGGCCGAGCAUCUUGCCCAGUGUUAUGCAGCGGAAACGGGCAGUAUAUGAAAGGCCGGUGCUUGUGCCACAGCGGAUGGAAAGGGGCUGAGUGUGAUGUUCCGACCAACCAGUGCAUUGAUGUCUCUUGCAACAGCCAUGGCACCUGCAUCAUGGGGACCUGCAUCUGCAAUCCAGGGUACAAGGGAGAGAGCUGCGAAGAAGUGGACUGCAUGGACCCCACCUGCUUAGGGCGUGGCGUGUGUGUAAGAGGAGAAUGCCACUGUUCUGUAGGUUGGGGAGGAACCAGCUGUGAGACCCCGAGAGCAACCUGUCUGGACCAGUGUUCCGGCCAUGGCACCUUUCUGCCUGAAACCGGCAUGUGCAAUUGUGACCCCAGCUGGACUGGACAUGACUGCUCGAUUGAGAUUUGUGCUGCGGACUGUGGAGGGCAUGGCAGCUGUGUCGGAGGCACCUGCCGCUGCGAGGAAGGGUGGAUGGGAGCAGCCUGUGAUCAGCGAGCAUGUCACCCACGCUGCAAUGAGCACGGGACGUGCCGGGACGGCAAGUGUGAAUGCAGCCCCGGCUGGAAUGGAGAGCACUGCACCAUUGCUCACUAUCUGGAUAAGGUAGUGAAAGAGGGAUGUCCCGGCUUGUGUAACGGCAAUGGCAGAUGCACGCUGGACAUGAACGGGUGGCACUGUGUCUGUCAACUAGGCUGGAGAGGGGCAGGCUGCGACACUUCCAUGGAGACAGCGUGUGGCGAUGGAAAAGACAACGAUGGAGAUGGGUUGCUGGAUUGCAUGGAUCCAGACUGCUGCCUGCAGCCCCUGUGCCAUACGAAUUCGCUCUGUCUGGGCUCUCCGGAUCCCCUAGACAUCAUACAGGAGACACAGCUUCCAGUGUCCCAACAAAACCUUUACUCCUUCUAUGAUCGGAUCAAGUUCCUCGUUGGCAAGGACAGCACACACAUCAUCCCAGGAGAGAAUCCUUUCAAUGGAGGCCACCCUUGUGUGAUUCGUGGGCAGGUGAUGACAUCAGACGGCACCCCCCUUGUUGGCGUGAACAUCAGCUUUGUCAACAACCCCCUGUUUGGAUACACAAUCAGCCGGCAGGAUGGCAGUUUUGACCUUGUCACCAAUGGUGGGAUCUCCAUCAUCUUGCACUUUGAGCGGGCGCCUUUCAUUACCCAAGAGCAUACCCUCUGGCUGCCGUGGGAUCGCUUUUUCGUCAUGGAAACCAUUGUCAUGAGGCAUGAGGAGAACGACAUCCCAAGCUGUGACCUCAGCAACUUUGCCCGGCCCAAUCCUGUCGUCUCGCCAUCCCCUUUGACAGCAUUUGCCAGCUCCUGCUCAGAAAGAGGGCCCAUCGUCCCAGAAAUCCAGGCCUUGCAAGAAGAGAUCAAAAUUUCAGGCAGUAAAAUCAAGCUGAGCUACCUGAGCAGUCGGACGUCUGGCUACAAAUCGGUCCUGAGGAUCAGCUUGACCCAUCCCACCAUCCCCUUCAACCUCAUGAAAGUCCACCUCAUGGUUGCUGUCGAGGGACGCCUCUUCCGGAAGUGGUUUGCUGCAGCCCCAGAUCUCUCCUAUUACUUCAUAUGGGACAAAACCGAUGUCUACAGCCAGAAGGUGUACGGGUUAUCUGAAGCCUUUGUUUCGGUGGGCUACGAAUACGAAUCGUGUCCUGACUUGAUCCUGUGGGAGAAGAGGACGGCAGUGCUUCAAGGUUACGAAAUUGACUCUUCCAAACUCGGAGGGUGGUCUUUGGACAAGCACCACGCCCUCAACAUCCAGAGCGGUAUCUUGCACAAAGGAAACGGAGAGAACCAGUUCAUCUCUCAGCAGCCCCCUGUCAUAGGGAGCAUCAUGGGGAACGGGCGCCGGCGGAGCAUCUCCUGCCCAAGCUGCAAUGGCCUCGCAGAUGGCAACAAGCUCCUGGCUCCCGUAGCCCUGACCUGUGGCUCAGACGGCAGCCUGUACAUUGGAGACUUCAACUACAUCCGAAGAAUCUUCCCUUCCGGAAACGUCACCAACGUCUUGGAGCUAAGAAAUAAAGAUUUCAGACAUAGCCACAGCCCCGCUCACAAGUAUUACCUGGCAACAGACCCCAUUUCUGGCACCAUCUACCUCUCCGACACCAACAGCCGCCGUGUCUUCAAGAUCAAAUCAACCACCGUGGUGAAGGACAUGGUGAAGAACUCCGAGGUGGUGGCUGGAACAGGAGACCAGUGCCUUCCCUUUGAUGACACCCGCUGUGGAGAUGGAGGGAAAGCAACCGAAGCCACGCUCACAAACCCCAGAGGCAUCACUGUGGACAAAUUUGGGUUUAUUUAUUUUGUGGAUGGCACCAUGAUCCGACGCAUCGACCAGAACGGGGUCAUCUCGACUGUCCUUGGCUCCAAUGACUUGACAUCUGCCAGGCCUCUGAGCUGCGACUCGGUCAUGGAUAUCUCCCAGGUCCGUCUUGAAUGGCCUACGGACCUGGCAGUCAACCCAAUGGACAAUUCCCUGUACGUCCUAGACAAUAACGUUGUAUUACAGAUCUCUGAAAACCACCAAGUUCGCAUUGUGGCAGGAAGGCCCAUGCACUGCCAGGUGCCCGGGAUCGACCACUUCCUUCUGAGUAAGGUGGCCAUUCAUGCUACCUUGGAAUCUGCCACAGCCCUGGCGGUCUCUCACAAUGGCGUUCUGUACAUCACGGAGACCGACGAGAAGAAGAUCAACCGCAUCCGGCAAGUCACCACCAAUGGAGAAAUCUCGCUGGUGGCUGGCGCUCCAAGCGGCUGCGAUUGCAAGAACGAUGCCAAUUGUGAUUGCUUUUCCGGGGAUGAUGGCUAUGCAAAGGAUGCCAAGCUCAAUGCUCCGUCAUCCCUGGCGGUGUGCGCAGAUGGGGAGUUAUAUGUGGCAGACCUUGGGAAUAUCCGGAUCCGCUUCAUCCGGAAAAACAAGCCAUUCCUCAACACACAGAACCUAUACGAAUUGUCCUCACCCAUUGAUCAGGAACUCUACUUGUUCGACACCAGCGGCAAGCACCUUUUCACUCAAAGCCUUCCCACGGGAGACUACCUUUUCAACUUUACCUACACAGGAGAUGGCGACAUCACCCUGAUUACAGACAACAAUGGAAACUUAGUCAACAUCCGGAGGGAUACUACAGGGAUGCCACUUUGGCUGGUUGUGCCAGAUGGCCAAGUCUACUGGCUCACCAUUGGCACCAACAGUGCCCUCAAGAGUGUGACGGCCCAGGGGCAUGAAGUGGCCAUGAUGACCUAUCAUGGCAAUUCUGGUCUCCUGGCUACCAAGAGCAAUGAAAAUGGGUGGACUACAUUUUAUGAGUACGACAGCUUUGGCCGUCUCACCAACAUCACGUUCCCUACCGGCCAGGUCAGCAGUUUCCGGAGCGACACAGACAGUUCUGUCCAUGUCCAGGUUGAAACGUCCAGCAAGGAUGAUGUAACCAUAACAACCAACCUGUCAGCAUCAGGUGCCUUUUAUACCCUGCUGCAAGAUCAAGUGAGAAACAGCUAUUAUAUCGGUGCGGACGGCUCUCUCCGGCUCAUGCUGGCCAACGGCAUGGAGGUGGCCCUGCAGACCGAGCCUCACCUGCUGGCCGGCACCGUCAACCCCACUGUGGGCAAGAGGAACGUCACCCUCCCCAUCGAUAACGGUCUCAACCUGGUUGAGUGGCGGCAGCGCAAAGAGCAGGCCAGGGGCCAGAUCACGGUCUUUGGGCGCAGACUGAGGGUUCAUAACAGAAACCUGCUGUCCCUUGACUUUGACCGUGUGACAAGAACAGAGAAGAUCUAUGACGACCAUCGCAAAUUCACCCUGCGGAUCCUGUACGACCAGGCUGGGCGGCCCAGCCUCUGGUCCCCUAGCAGCAGGCUGAAUGGAGUAAACGUAACCUAUUCCUCAGGAGGGCAUAUUGCUGGGAUUCAAAGAGGAACCAUGUCAGAAAGGAUGGAAUAUGACCAGUCUGGCAGGAUCACUUCCAGAAUCUUUGCAGAUGGCAAAUCUUGGAGCUACACUUACUUAGAGAAGUCCAUGGUGCUGCUUCUUCACAGCCAGCGGCAGUACAUUUUUGAGUUUGAUAAGAAUGAUCGCUUAUCAUCAGUGACCAUGCCCAAUGUAGCCCGGCAGACCUUGGAAACCAUCCGCUCCAUCGGCUACUACAGGAACAUCUACAGGCCCCCCGAGGGCAAUGCCUCAGUCGUCCAAGAUUUCAACGAGGAGCAGCAGCUGCUUCACACCUAUCACUUGGGAACAGGGAGGCGUGUCGUCUACAAGUACGGCAAGCUGUCCAAGCUGGCAGAAAUGCUUUACGACACCACCAAAAUCAGCUUCACCUAUGACGAAACGGCUGGCAUGCUGAAGACCAUAAACCUGCAAAAUGAAGGGUUCACCUGCACCAUCAGAUAUCGGCAGAUUGGGCCACUGAUUGACCGGCAGAUCUUCCGUUUCACUGAAGAAGGCAUGGUGAAUGCCCGCUUUGAUUAUAAUUAUGACAACAGCUUCCGGGUGACCAGCAUGCAGGCAGUGAUCAAUGAGACGCCAUUACCCAUUGACCUCUACCGAUACGACGAUGUGUCUGGCAAAACAGAGCAGUUCGGCAAAUUCGGAGUCAUAUAUUACGAUAUCAAUCAGAUCAUCACCACAGCUGUCAUGACCCACACGAAGCAUUUCGAUGCCUAUGGUAGGAUGAAAGAAGUGCAGUAUGAGAUAUUCCGGUCCCUCAUGUACUGGAUGACUGUCCAGUAUGACAACAUGGGGAGAGUGGUGAAGAAGGAGCUGAAGGUUGGCCCGUAUGCAAACACCACAAGAUAUUCCUAUGAAUAUGACGCUGACGGGCAGUUGCAGACGGUGUCAAUCAAUGAGAAGCCACUCUGGCGGUAUAGUUAUGACCUCAAUGGGAAUCUCCAUUUGCUGAGUCCUGGCAACAGUGCCCGCCUCACGCCACUGAGGUAUGAUCUCAGGGACAGGAUUACAAGACUGGGCGAUGUACAGUACAAGAUGGAUGAAGACGGCUUCCUGAGGCAAAGGGGGAAUGACAUCUUUGAGUACAACUCAGCGGGACUGCUCAUCAAGGCAUACAACAAAGCCAGUGGCUGGAGCGUGAAGUAUCGUUACGAUGGACUAGGAAGGAGGGUCUCCAGCAAGACGGCCCAUGGCCAUCACUUGCAGUUCUUUUACGCAGAUCUCACCAACCCCACCAAGGUCACCCACCUGUACAAUCAUUCCAGUUCUGAGAUCACUUCCCUCUAUUACGACCUCCAAGGCCAUCUCUUUGCCAUGGAACUUAGCAGUGGUGAUGAGUUUUAUAUUGCUUGCGACAACAUUGGUACUCCGUUGGCUGUCUUCAGUGGGACAGGCUUAAUGAUCAAGCAGAUCCUGUACACAGCUUAUGGGGAGAUCUACCUGGACACCAACCCAAACUUCCAAAUCAUCAUUGGUUACCAUGGUGGCCUGUAUGACCCCCUCACCAAACUCAUUCAUAUGGGGAAGAGAGACUAUGACGUGCUUGCUGGCCGGUGGACGAGCCCAGACCACGACAUUUGGAAACGUCUAAGCAGCAGCAACAUCAUGCCUUUCAAUCUUUACAUGUUCAAGAAUAACAAUCCUAUUAGUAAUGCUCAGGAUAUCAAGUGCUACAUGACAGACGUCAACAGCUGGCUGCUUACUUUUGGGUUUCAACUGCACAAUGUCAUCCCUGGAUAUCCUAAGCCGGAUAUGGAUGCUGUGGAGCCUUCCUAUGAACUCAUCCAUACCCAGCUGAAAACUCAAGAAUGGGACAAUAGCAAGUCGAUCUUGGGAGUGCAAUGUGAAGUGAAGAAACAACUGAAGGCUUUUGUCACCCUGGAGCGCUUUGAACAGAUCUACAGCUCAAGCAUCGCUGGGUGCCGCGAGGACAAGGAGAACAAUAACUUUGCUUCGGGAGGCUCUGUCAUCGGCAAGGGAGUCAAAUUUGCCAUGAAGGAUGGGCGGGUGUCUACAGACAUCAUCAGCACGGCUAACGAGGAUGGGCGGAGGGUCGCAGCCAUACUCAGCAACGCUCACUACCUGGAAAAUUUGCACUUCACCAUUGAGGGUGUGGACACACACUACUUUGUCAAGCAAGGGCCAUCAGACAGCGACUUGUCCAUCCUGGGCCUCAGCGGUGGGCGAAGAACCUUGGAGAACGGCGUCAACGUCACCGUCUCCCAAAUCAACGCGCUGCUCAAUGGGAGGACUAGACGUUACACAGACAUCCAGCUCCAGUACGGAGCCCUGUGUCUGAACACCCGCUAUGGGACCACCCUGGAUGAGGAGAAGACCCGCGUGCUGGAGCUGGCCAGGCAACGUGCCGUGGCUGAAGCUUGGGCGCGGGAGCAGCAGAGACUGCGGGAUGGGGAGGAGGGUACCCGCUCCUGGACAGAAGGGGAGAAGCAGCAGUUGCUGAACACGGGGCGGGUUCAGGGCUACGACGGCUACUUCGUGAUCUCAGUGGAGCAGUACCCCGAACUCUCAGACAGCGCUAACAACAUCCAUUUUAUGAGACAGAGCGAGAUGGGCAGAAGGUGACAGAGAGGGUCGAUGCGUUGACUUCUUGCCAAAGACAGCUGCUCUUUUGUGGCCGCGUACCAGACUGUGUUGUACUCAAUCCUUUUUUUAAAAACAAAAAACAAAAAUGAUACUGAACCAGUUGGGGUGGAGUGAUAAUACAGUUGCACUGUAAGUCAUGCAACAUCCUUUUAUUUUCUUUAAAAAAAAAAAAGUUGGCCUUCUCACCUGUUACUCAUAUCAUUUCCCCCACUCCCAAGAACCAGAAGUUGCAUUUCACAGUAGCGAGAGAACAGUGAAAUCCUGCGCCCUUCUUGUCCUCCUUCUUCCUUGGGCAACAGUUUCAAAAGUGGGGAUGCAUAGGUUGCUUAAUGUGGUGAGGAAAUGGUCUCUGUAUUAGGUUCAUAGUAACCCUUCAUACUUGGGUUGGAAAAGGAAGGCUUUCCAAAAAGGAGUCAGGGGGAAAAGGAGAGCUUAUGACACCCUGAGGUGCACACAGCAAAAAGAAAAGCCUGGAGACUGUUCUAAAUCUUCUGAACAUGAUCCUUCUAAACAAUUGUGAGCCUCCAAAGGAGAACUUGCAGGUCAUUUUCACAUUUCACACCCAUUCUGGGCAAUCCUGCAGCUCAGAAUUGGCUGAAACCAGGAAAAAUAGCUGCGUCUUAUAGACUUGCGAGAUGAGUCUUACCCUUCCUGAGAUGGAAUAAUCUUUUUUAAUUUUUUUUAUGAGUCUUUUUUACUACGAUAGGCUAUUUUGUUCACCCGUUCCUUUGUUUUCGUGUGAGCGCAACUGAGUAUGUAUUGCUGCCACUCUUCUUUUUACUUCAAAAUCGCAUUACAACUAUGAGGGCGGGGGGAAAGAUUCACACACUCUACUAGAAUAACUUUCUUGCACAUGCUGUCGGAUGGAAAGCACCGAUGAUGUAUAUUUGUCAAUGGCCUACCCUCCUUAAAUAUAUAGUAUUUCUGUACACCA